GUCGUCCUUUUCGACGUCGCGCCUCACGCGGGCAAAAUGCCCCGUCGCUUCUGCUCCGUCAUCCUCAAUCAAUACAUAGUACCACUUUCGAUUCAUUCUCAUUCAACGUCCUUUCAUCAAGACCCUUCUAUAUUGGUCAAUUUUUUGUCGCCAUACCUUCUGCUCAAAUACUUUGCUGUCGCUUUAUACUUUGCAUUACUUGGAACCCUUCGAAUACCUUCCAUUACGAAUGAUACCAUCCCGCGAUCCUUCGCUAAGACAUUGACGUAGGAACCGAGUUUAGGAUUAGACCAAGGUGGUAGAAAGAGGAGGGGGAAAAAAGAGGAAGAAUUAUAUACUGCUGUCAAUCAACAAAUAGACAGACGUUCAAGGAAUAACGUCAUGAUGCAACCACCAAAUCCCGCUCAACGAUCGUUACAACGUCGGUCUCCUGGACCUGACAGUGGUCCUCCCUCUGGUCUUCCUACCCGAUCCAUGUCACCAGCGGGUAUGCAGCCACGCUCGUCCACAGCUUCGAGUAGAUCAGCCGGAAGUUCAAGGCGCAAUCAAUCUAACGGAGCAUCCAUGCCACUUUCGCAAAUAGAGAAGAGUGUCACACACCUUCUGGUUGCGACAAAACAACUACUCGAAACCUUGACACAAUGGUCGCGUGGCCAGGCUACCGACACACAAGUGUCCGACGUCUAUGUUAGAUUGGGUUAUGAGUUUAAUAUGGCCUGUCGCGCAUUUACUGCCAUCAACGUAGACACAUCAGACCUCGGAAACGUGCCAGAGAACCUCAGGCAUAUUUUAGAGGCCACUUUAAGUCAGGAAGCGAACACAGAAAGUCUCGAGAAGUAUUUACCGCGCAUACGAGAUAUCAUCAUACACCUUCUACACGGUCUGAAACGGAAACAGCAGAAACUUCGACAGAAGCAGACUCGCGAUAAGGACGGCGGCAGUUCACCCGAAUCUAGUGGAAUCGCUAACCGUACUAUGAGCAGCAGUACCACUGGAAGCAGUAAUACUGGCCUUACAUCCCUUUUGAAUGAAGGACUUGAGAACGGAUACACCACACCACCACAGAACGAAAGAAUGCCACAACCACAGCAGAGCGAAAUUUCCUCAGGAGCCAGUCAAUCAUCGCCUAACCGGCGGCUUUUACCCCGAGACCAGUCAGGUGCUUCCUUUAACUCUGAGCAAUCUUCCAUGUCGAGCAAUACCAUGCAGAACAUUCCCAUACUUGCACCAUACCCUGGCGAUGAAGCCACAAUACCCAGCAACCCUUCGACGAUGGGCAGCUUUGACAUUGAUUCUUUUCCUCCUCCCCCGCCACCCCCGCCGAAGUCACAGCAAAGUGCUUUCGCUGCUUUGCAAAGAGGUGGUGAUCUAGAAAGAAGAGCGUCGCGGAGAUACUCGGCCUACCAGAUUUCCAAACACUUGGGCGCACCAACCAAUGGUGUACCCAUGUUGCCCACACAGAAUACGCCCAUACCAAACCGAGGCCGCGGAGAAGUGAGAGAAUCAAUGCGAGCAGUCCAAAUACGAGAGUCCCUACGACAUAGUCGCAAUACAUCCAGUAAAUCAAACAAUGGGUACGAGCCAUCUUCUCCAGUCAGGGUUCCUAGCAAGGUUGCUGAGGAAGGCCUCCGGACUGAUUUACCACCCCCACAAUCGGGUAGUCCGCCAGCUCAGUCACCGGAUGAAAAGUACAGACCUAGGGCUACCCUGUCAGGACCCUUGGGUGAUGCUUUUCCAAUCACAAGCGCCCCGGGCUCGCCCGACAAGAUGAAGCCAAAAGUGGACAUUACGGUAGAGCCUAGGUCGCGACCUCAAACUCCCCCGGAAAAACAACAGAAGCAACCAGAACAAAACCAAUCGCCCCCAUUAGAUAAGGAGCUUACCUUGUUCCUGCAAUAUAAGUCGAAAGUGAAGAAAUUUGUUCUUCCCGAGGGGUAUACUGGGUUGACAAUCGGACGUUUACAGCUGGCUUUCAUUGAAAAGUUUUCCUGGAACACCGCACUGAAUGGUAGCGAUCUUCCGGAAAUCUAUAUUCAAGACCCUAUUUCCGGAGUACGUCAUGAGCUUGAGGACCUCUCUGACAUCAAAGACCGCACAGUUCUCGCACUAAACGUCGAGCCCCUUGAUGAGGUCAAGAAGCACUUCGAUGAGGGCAUGGGGGCUCUCAAGAAGGCGGUGGACGAAGUGCGACAGAACAUCAAUGAUCAAGGGUCAGCCUUACAGCGAGUGUCGGAAAGGCAACUGGAAUCGGCCAAAGAGAUGGCUCGUAUGGCAGCGGCGCCGCCAGCAAUCAUGGACGCUGCUAGGUCUGGUGGAGUUGGUCCGGAUGCUAAGCUCAACCCCAACCAGCUCAGGGAUCUACAUACUCUGCGCCGUGAUCUUGCUGUGUUGCGGCAGACAUACUCAAAUUUCCAGACGGAGAUUCAGAACUCCAUGUCUUCAUUGCGAGGCAAGGCAUCCAACGUGAGGGUGGCAGUGGCGAAGGCCUCGGUGCAUGAUGUAGAAGGCGACUCUGGCUACUCAUACGUAACGAGAGGCCGAAAACAGCUCAACACAGAUUCGGACCGCCUUGUCACCAAAGUCGAUGAUCUUCAAGACCUUGUUGAAGACUUGCGCAAGGACGUGGUUAAUCGCGGCGUAAGACCUUUGCCACGUCAACUCGAGGGCGUAUCUAAGGAUAUCCAAAUAUUAUCCCAAGAGCUGAAGAAGGUGCAAGAGUACAUGAAGCGCGAGAAGCCAGUCUGGACCAAGAUUUGGGAGAAGGAGUUGGAAGAAGUUUGCCAGGGUCGCGACGAGCUUAAACUUAUGGAAGAUCUCAUGGUGGAUCUUCAGGACGACAUUGAAAAGGCCUCGGAGACGUUUGCGCUAGUGGAGCAGGCUACCAAGGAACAGAUGAAGGAGACCGUGCCCACGGCAAGGCAGUUCUCGAAAGGCUUAAACAGUCUCGGAAAUAGUGUUGAUCCCACCGCAUCUAAAGAGGGUGUUUUAGGCGAGGUCAGGGCGCUACAACCGAACCACGAAGAUCGACUAGAAGCUAUAGAACGCGCAGAGAAGCUACGGCAGAAAGAGCUGGAGAGUCGGCGAGAGAACCCCCUCACGAAGGAGUUGACCACUUUUGUUGGCGAAGGGAAGCUCAAGAAGAGUGGCGGGUUUGAGGAGGUAGAGAGGGCAAGGAAGGCCAAGGACGACCGAAUACGACGAGAAGUUUGGGAACGAAUGAACGGUCUGAUACCCGAAGAACCUGUCGGAGAGGGAGCUGCCGCAGAGGAAACUGUCGAGACGGAAGAAUCGGCAGAGGUUCCGGAAGGCGACGGUAUAUAAGUUGUAUGCUGCAGGUUCACUCAUAAGACAUCCCUAGUGUGUGCUUCUGUUUUUUUCCUCUGGCGGGCUUUUUUCCCCCCGCCAACCCCCCGCUUGUUUUUUUCCUUUGUGCUGUUACGUGUUUACCCUCAUCAUAGCCUGGGACCGGCCUUCGAGAGUACUUGAGAUAUUCCCUUGCUUUUGCUUGCUUGUUUCUGCUUGCUUGCUUGUUUGUAUGUAUGUAGUACUGUAUGUACCCACUUUAGCCUCUGGCGUUCAGGAAGGCGGGAGAGGAAGAGGAAGAGAGUAGGGCACGGCGGUUUAAGCAACUCCGCCAUACAUAGGUACUACGCAAAUGAAGGAUGGUUAUUACGUUUUUUUUAAAGUCAUUAACCGUUCAAUGUUUAUUGAGUUAAGUAAGUCGUUGGUGGCUGUGGUGGUAUGCCUAGGUUACUACCUAAGUAGGUACGUAAAAAGAUGAGUUUGAGGGCUUGCGGCUCGUAAAUAUAGGGAGGUAGGCAAGACGAGGGGAGGCGAAGUCGUAGAUUUAAGCCUGAAAUAUAACCUAGAUAUAUACCUACCUACAUAUACAUUGGCUUGUUUGAGUUUGUGUGUGAAGGGUUGUGAGUUGAUAGGUAGUUGUAUGGCCUAAUAUGAGAUAUUCUGACCUGAA
Molecule: messenger RNA, 3973 nt
Organism: Hypoxylon fragiforme
Lineage: Eukaryota; Fungi; Ascomycota; Sordariomycetes; Xylariales; Hypoxylaceae
Product: AIP3-domain-containing protein
Exons: 2
Coding region: 382-3321 (979 amino acids)
Biological process (GO): establishment of cell polarity
Cellular component (GO): cell tip; cytoplasm
Molecular function (GO): cytoskeletal regulatory protein binding
Source: RefSeq, a predicted model, not a curated record